AUGAAAACACAAGAAACAAACCUUUUGUCUGAUUUUUUUUCCCUCUGCCUGAAGCAAAAGUCUACAACACGCAGACCACCGAAUAAGGACAAGUUUAUCUUUUAUCUUUUUUUUUUUCCUUUCUUCAUCUUUCUUCUCUUUUCUUUCUUCAUUUUCUUUUUCUUCCAUUUUUUUUCUCUUUUUUUCUUUUCGACAUUUUCCUUUUCUUUUUUUUCUCUCUUUUUCUUUUUUCUUUCUUUCUUUCAUUUUUUCUUCUUUCUUUCUUUUUCAUUUUUUCUUUCUCUUUCUUUCUUUUCUUCUUUCUUUCUUUCUUUCUUUCUUUCUUUUCUUUUUUUCUUUUCUUUCGUUUUCUUUCCUUGUUUUUUUUCUUUUUUUUUUCUUUCUUUCUUUCUUUCUUUUCUUUCUAAAUCUUUCUUUCUUUCUUUCUUUUUUUCUUUCUUUUUCUUUCUUUUUUUUCUUUUUUUUCUUUCUUUUUUUUUGGUUUCUCUUUUUUUAAGACAAUUCUCUUUUUUUCUUUUUCUUUCUCUCUUUUUGGGGACUUUUUUUUUUCUUUCUUUUUUUCUUUUUUCUUUCUCUUUUUUCUUUCUCUUUUUUCCUUUCUUUCUUUCUUUUCUUUUUAUUUUUUCUCUUUUUCUUUCUUUUUUUAUUUUUUUAAUUUUCUUUUUUUUUCUUGAAUAA
Messenger RNA from Acanthosepion pharaonis, 678 nucleotides. Lineage: Eukaryota; Metazoa; Mollusca; Cephalopoda; Sepiida; Sepiidae. The record is from the annotation of a GenBank genome assembly.